CGCACAAAGCACAAGUCGAAGCCUGUCUCUUCAUCUCUGGCCGGUUGCGUCCACACCUGGUACCAUCAUGGCUAGCGCCAAGUGGCAGGGCGAAGACGAAGCCGGAGACCAGGCGUCGUCCGGUUCGCCCAGACAAAACGGCAAACAAGGCAACGCCCACAGGGAAGCUGGCAUUGUUGAAAAGCUCCUGCACUCUUAUGGAUUCAUCCGAUGCUGCGAGCGGUCGGCGCGACUGUUCUUCCACUACAGCCAGUUCUCGGGAAACAUUGAGCACCUGCGCAUUGGAGACCCGGUGGAGUUCGAGAUGACCAAUGACCGAAAAUCGGGAAAGCCCGUAGCCAGCGCUGUGGUUAAGAUAUCUUCCGAGGCCUUGUCCAGCGAGGUGCUUAGCGAUGAGGUGGCAACGGGCUUCAUCACGACCGAAGCCAAGGACGGUGCCGAGGGCAGAGUGGCGUACGAGAACCGCGGCGAGUGCUUCUUCCUGCCGUACACAGAGCAGGACGUCGAGGAAGGCUACACGCUGCACCAGAACGACAGCGUGCGCUUCUAUCUGGCCACCUGCAAGGUGACUGGGGCCCCCUGCGCUAAGCGGGUGCGACCUGAGAACGCCCCCGCCAAGGGCUCACCGGAAUCGCGGGCACCUCCGCGCAAGAGCCUGCCGUCGGCCUCGCCGUCUGGGCAGCGCAAGCAGGGCGUCGUCUGCGCCCUCAAGGACACUUUUGGCUUCAUCGAGCGGGGAGAUGUCGUCAAGGAGAUCUUCUUCCACUCAAGCGAGUGCAGCGACUUCCGAGCCCUCUCGCUGGGCGAGGACGUCGAGUUCACUGUGCAGCUGCGCAACAACAAGGAGGUGGCAUGCAACAUCACGCGCCUGGCGCCUGGCACGGUCAUCUUCGAGGACGUCGACCCUGAGGUGCUCCAGGGCCGCGUGACGGUCGUGGCCGACAGGGGACGGCCGUCGCAGGCAGCCGCCGCGGAUCCUCUGCCGGGACGCAUCGUCUACAUGCGGGGCGAGGAAGAGCUGGAGAUGCCUUACGGGGAACGCGAUCCAAAGUGCGAGUACUCCCUUCAAGUUGGUGACCAAGUGCAGUUCAGCAUCGCCACCGACCGCCGGGACGGUCUCCAGCGGGCCACCAACAUUGAACUGCUCGACCAGUCGUUUGCUAACGAGGCCCGACAAGUGGGUGUUGUGGCGACCGUGAAGGAAAGCUUUGGCUUUAUAAGCUGCCAGGACCGCGACAGCCAGAUCUACUUCAAGACCUGUGAACUGCUCGACCCGGACAUGACUCUGCAUCCGAGCGACGAGGUGGAGUUCACGGUGGCUCAAGAUCCCGCAUCUCCCAGUCGUUUCUUGGCCACCCGAAUUCGCCGCCUGUGGUCCGUGUGCGAUGACCAAGACGGCCCUCGCACGAGACGCUCGCUCUCCAACGGCGAUGGGUCUGCCGUCAAUGGCGACGAGUCCAAGAACUUAAGAAACAGGGGAGAGUCUGGCAAAGGCUGUGGUGGACGAAAUGGAUUCCGGUACACGCACCGUGGCUACAUAGCGGCCUUGAAAGAAAGCUUUGGCUUUAUUGAAAAUGAAGAGCACAACCAGGACGUAUUCUUCCAUUUCAGCGUGUUUGAGGGCAACCCACAAACCCUGGAGCCUGGCCAAGAAGUGGAGUAUGGAAUGGUGCUCAAGGGCACCAAGCGCAGCGCCGAGUGCGUGCGCAAGCUCCCAGCCGGCACCCUCGCCGAUCCCCAGGAGGUCGUGAAGCCUGAAAUUCUCAACGGCACCGUCGAGCGCCCCGUGCGUUGCUUUAACCCAGAUCAGGAGCAGUAUGCAGGACUCAUCCGCCUCAGCACUUCAGGGGAGAGUGCAGAGCCCACCGCCAGCUACCCGUUUGGCAUCACUAGCCUGGCGGAUAAGCACGAGCUGCUCCAGAAGAACGAUGUGGUGCAGUUCCAGGUUGCCGUCACCGGAUCGGGUGUGGAACGAGCCGUCAACGUUGUGGCUGUGCGAGCUCGAGUGCAGGCUACGGUGGAAGCAAUCAAGGGCCAGUUCGGCUUCCUCUCUUACGAGGCCGAGGAAGGGCGCAAGCUGUUCUUCCACACGUCCGAGGUCAAGUCUGGCAACCACCUGCAGGUGGGCGACCGUGUCGAGUUUGUGGUGGUCUACAACCAGCGCACCAAGAAGUACGCUGCCUGCAGCGUCGUCAAAGUCGGAGAGUCGCAGCCAACGCAACGUCCAGAGCGUCUUGUAAGCCGGCUACGAACCCUCUCCACGGAGGACUCCGGUCCCCGCAUCAUCAUAGUGCGUCAACCACGUGGUCCAGAUGGCACUAACGGGUUUGCCAGCCGCGGAGGGGAGGCAAACUCGUCGGCAACAGUUCUCGAAGAGACCGAGGAUGCCACCGAAUACGAAGAAGGACGGGGGGACGUAAAUUCUCAAGACGGAGCCGAAGCCAAGCCCGACGAAAUGGAAGUCACUGACAACACGCUCGGUGCUAUGACCCCUGUUGAGGGUGAAGUCCAGGCCUAAAUGGUUUUUAAGCUUAGCAAGGGAAGUCUAGGGAUUUUGUUAUUCUUUUGCUCUUUUUUUAUUGCUCUUUCGUGAUCCCCAUUUGUGCCGGAACCCUCUUUUCCGGUGCAAGGAAAAUGAAAUGGAAAAAAAAAAGUGGGUGCCACGAGACUGUAACGCGAUUUUUCUUCUGCAUACCACCUGUUUCUAGGUUCUGCGCUGGAGCGUGUUCGUGGCGACUUUUCUUUUUUUUCUUGGUUUAUUUCUUUCCUCUGUCAGUGUAUGGAAGUGAAAACAAUGUGGCGAAUAUUAUCUAUUUUCUUCUUCAGUUCAGCAUGUAUGUUAUGUGUGUGUGUUCUCAUUUUUUACUAGUGUCUUUUAUAUAAGUUUCACAGUAUGCAAGUGUCGAGAAAGCUUGUUGUUCAGGUAUUUGGAAUUUGAAGUCAGAACUGUGAAAAAAAAAAGAGAGAGAGAGAGAACGGUGCGAUUGCUGUCUCGCAGUGCUUUCCAAGCGACUAUGAAAGUGGUGUGUGCGUCUCUUCACCAUGGCUCCAGUCUUGUUUGUGUGUCGUCCUGCCUCGGCUUGGGUUUUUCUUACAAUUUUUCUCCCAAUCCUCUCCCCUUAUCACCUGUUGCACUGGUACAAUUAGAUAAUGCGCUCGUUUAGGAAACUUCGGAGUGGUGCAGUUUCUAAGAAUCCGGCCGAGGCAGGCUCCUUUUCUUCCGUUACGUCGGGUAUCCCGACUAUAGGCCUGUACUGGCGCACUUCAUUUCUUUUUGCAGUCUUCUCAUACUUCUCCAUUCAGUCAGCUUUUUAUGUUUUUGUUAUACCUCUUCAAUCUAUGCCCCCAAUCAAGCUUAUCAUUUUUUCUCCUGUGUGGUGAUCUGUAGGAGUUGCACAACAACUUUGAUGGAUCUUUUCGUGCGUUUGUACGUGCAUAUCCAAGCAACGAACGACAUCACUAGCACUUAUAAAGGAAUACGAACUGGCUGAUACGAGUUGAUUAAGCACAAUGUUCUCAUUCCUCUCCCUCUCGUCGAAACCGCGGCGUGUUCCACCCGUAUGUCUACUAAAAUCUUUUGCCUCCACACACACACGAUGCCGCCCUAAUACCGUCACGUGAAAGCAAUGCUCUUUGGGAUUAAUACUCAAGGCAUAUGGUCGGCUUCUGUACUUGCACUAACCCCCCCUUUUUUUUUUCACUUGUUGCUGCUGCGAAUUUGGCAAAUUCUGGAUUCAAACUCAUGGUAAGUCCCUCAUCGAAAUGCUUCUGAUCCAGUUCUAGUAUCUAGUAUCAGCAUUUCGACUUCUUGCCAUAUUUUAACCAAGUUUACCUACACUGAGUUUGAAACAAAAUGUGUCAUCAGCAGUUUACGGUUACUACACGACUACCCUGACGACGACAGUUUCCUGUGCCCUGGUAUAUGAGUUUUUUUGCAUGAUUGUUGUGUUCGGGUAGAAAAUCUAGUGCACGUGGAAGACAAUUUGAAGUUCUUUCUGACCUACCACUGGCCUGGUAUAUCUGGAAUUCGCUGUACGACUCGUCAUUUGCGGUUGUCUAGCUGUGCUUUUGCAGAGACAGGCUCAUACUGUUUGGUCCCAAAAUUUAUGGCAAAAACCAUACUGUAUGUAUGAAAACGUGUAACAAAAUCCAGAAAUCUACACUGUUGAAGGAAAAGCAAGAAGAGUAUGACCAAAUGAGUUUUCUUUGCAUCUACUGUUCGCAGCUUGAGUGCGUUUAGAAGCAAGGAGCAAGUGUUGGAAUGAACUAGGUCUAAGCGCGUACUUGACACUCCUUCGUAGUUCUUAAUUCCGACAAGGAGCAAGUGUGUUGUCGAGCACUUCGCAGUCAUCCACCGUGGGGAGUGACUUUUUAACAUAUGGAAAGUGCGGGUGAGUAAUUCAACAGCCUUGAUUUCCAAGAAGUUUUCAAGUGUACGUCGAACAGUCUGCACGGUUUUGUCGCGUCACUUCGGUCGCUUAGUCAUCGAGAGUGGUGUUUGUGGCAUGUUAUGGAUUUUGUAUGCCUUUACCGUACGGUGCGUUUCUUUGCAACCCUCCUGUAACAGUUGAGGCCUUCCUAUUAAGGCUAUCUGCUUUACCUUCGUUUUAUUUACAUUGGCUGAAUGAAUUUGCUGUUCUUUGUUGCUGCCUUGAAGAUUCUUGUUUUGUUUGUACACAGCGGCAUAUAAGUAAAGUUUAAAAUUUUUUAUUGAGGUUA
Molecule: messenger RNA, 4719 nt
Organism: Rhipicephalus microplus (southern cattle tick)
Lineage: Eukaryota; Metazoa; Arthropoda; Arachnida; Ixodida; Ixodidae
Product: cold shock domain-containing protein E1-like
Source: RefSeq, a predicted model, not a curated record